Daldinia decipiens is the source of this 2099-nucleotide messenger RNA. RefSeq names its product Lipoyl synthase. The coding region runs from base 82 to 1353 and encodes 423 amino acids. The transcript has a single exon. Gene Ontology annotation, molecular function: 4 iron, 4 sulfur cluster binding; lipoate synthase activity. Lineage: Eukaryota; Fungi; Ascomycota; Sordariomycetes; Xylariales; Hypoxylaceae. Gene Ontology annotation, biological process: lipoate biosynthetic process. Gene Ontology annotation, cellular component: mitochondrion. The record is from RefSeq and is a predicted model, not a curated record.
UUUUAUCUCAAACUAUUUCCUACUGAUCCGCCACACUGGCCUUGUCAAGUUUCUCGUGGCCGACGUAGUUACUGGGUGACCAUGGCAUCUUCAUCGGCCUCACUGAACCGCCUUCGGGCGCCUGUCCAGCGUGCUAUCUCAAAUGCUUCCCGAAAUGCUUCCCGAAAUGCUUCUCGCUCCUACGCCACCGUCCCAACAAAUACACCAGAACCAGCUCUCUCCUCUACCGACAAGCCAGCCCGCCGUCCUACAUACUUUAAGGACACGACGGUCGCCUCGUUAGACGAAUUUAUAUCUGGCUCAUCUUCGUCCACUCUAACCGCUAGCGAUGCGUAUCAGCUACGCACCGCCGAAGUCGGGCCCGCGUCGAACCGGCGCACCAUCACCCGGCUACCCGAAUGGCUCAAGACGCCGAUCCCCGCCGGCAACGAUAACUACAAGAAGAUUAAGUCGGACUUGCGCGGGCUGGGCUUACAUACGGUAUGCGAGGAAGCUCGCUGUCCGAAUAUCUCGGAGUGCUGGGGCGGUAGCAACAAGAAUGCCGCCACCGCCACUAUCAUGCUGAUGGGAGACACAUGCACACGCGGCUGCCGCUUUUGCUCUGUCAAGACCAGCCGUGCUCCCCCGCCACUCGAUCCCCACGAGCCCGAGCACACUGCUGAGGCCCUAGCUCGGUGGGGCCUGGGCUAUGUGGUGCUGACGAGCGUCAACCGAGACGACAUGCCCGACGGUGGGUCGCACCACUUUGCCGAGACGAUCCGUAAGAUCAAGUCCAAGAAGCCGAGUCUACUCGUGGAAGCACUGACGAGUGACUUCUGGGGUAAUCUGGACUCGGUGGCCGUUGUGGCCGAGAGCGGGCUCGACGUGUAUGCGCAUAACGUUGAAACCGUUGAGGGUCUCACGCCGUACGUGCGGGACCGUCGCGCUACGUUCGAGACAAGUCUCAAGGUGCUCGAGCACGUGAAGAAGGUCCGGGGUCAAAACGGCAUCAUCACAAAGACGAGUAUGAUGCUGGGGCUAGGCGAGCAGGAGCAUGAGAUCAUGGACGCGCUAGAGCGGCUACGGAAGGCCAACGUGGACGUGGUGACUUUUGGCCAAUACAUGCGGCCGACGAAGCGCCACCUUCAGGUCGAGAAGUAUGUCACGCCUGAGGAGUUCGAGAUGUGGCGGCAGCGCGCCCUCAAUAUGGGGUUCUUGUAUGUGGCCAGUGGGCCAUUGGUCAGGAGCAGCUACAAAGCUGGCGAGGCCUUCAUCGAGAACGUCUUGAGGAAGCGGGCCGGAGAAAAUGGUGCUGCUAACGUAGACGGCAAACUAGGGGCGGCCGUGGCAAUUGAAGAUACGAAGGAAGCAUGAAGGCAUUUGCUCGUCCUUGAAUCAACCUGACUGGCUACUUCAACGUGUACAUAUACUAUAUAUAAUGAGACCGCCCGAGCCCAAGGCAUAGGCGGCACGGACUCGGCGCAUUAGAAGGGAUAACCUUUUUUAUGGUAGAAGAGAUGGUGGGAUUUUGCUAUUGGGUAUUUCUUGUAGAACCAGCUGGUCGUACGCAGCCUUAUUCAACCAGGAUGCAGUCGACUAAGCCAGUCAAUAACGAUCUUAAACGUUCUUUUAUAAAAUCACCAUUUCUGGUACUUGCCUACCUAGGUUAGGUAGGUAGGUAUCAAUUACUUGAAUGAUGUCCCCCCUAGUCUCCUUCACCGCAUCCCACAGCUCCUCCGCCAACAGGUCCUUCCGCGCAAACCCCAUCGUCUCAACCACCUGCGCCGCCGGUUAGCAGGCCCGCAGCGGCGGGAGCAGCUUGGCUUCGGCGCCGCGGGAGACUAGGCUGUAUUCGCCCUGGUAGCAGGCUGGUUUGGGGUUUAAAGAUAGUUACUCUUUGUCCUCUCUCUGGUUCGGUGGCUGUUGGAUGGGUGUUGGUAAUUUCAGACUAGCAUGUCGAAUAUACGUCUUUUAAUAUAAUUAGGAAAGUCUGCUUCCAAAGUAAGUAGCCCUUGGUGUAUAUAUAACAACGUCUAAUCGUUGGUGAUUGUUGUGUCGCGCAGGCCUUGGGGACUUUUCUAUACGAAGUCGGACCAACGUUAGCACCGAGAAAGAAUUAU